GAGAGCAGAGCCGGCUGCCAGCCGCACCUCCUGUGGCUCAGAGGGGCCCUCACUCACUCCAGCUGCUUAGGGUAUCAUCACCAUGUCUGCCCCAGACAAAGGAGGCCGGGAUCCUCCCAAACCCAAGGGCAAGACCCUGGGGAGCUUCUUCGGGUCUCUGCCUGGCUUCAGUUCUGCACGGAACCUGAUGGCCGGCGCCCACAGUUCAGCGAAAGAGGCCCGGCCCGUCGCAGAUCCCACAGGUGCCUCUGCCCAGCCCCAGACUGAGGCAGCCACCAACCUGGACCCGACGGAGCGUGGGGAGAAGCUGCCGCCGCCUUCGGAUAAGAUGAUCUCUGGGGCAAAGGACCUGGUGUGCUCUAAGAUGACCAAGACCAAGGGUGCCAUCUCCUCCGGGAUGGCCAACAUGGUGGACACAGCUAAAGGUGUGAUGCAGGGAGGCCUAGACAUGACCCGGUCUGCACUCAUGGGCACCAAGGAGACCGUGGCCACUGGGGUCACAGGUGCAGUGGAUGUGGCCAAGGGUACUGUCCAGACUGGCCUGGAUACCACCAAGACUGUUGUCACAGGCACCAAGGACACUGUGUGCAGUGGGGUGACCAGUGCCAUGAAUGUGGCCAAAGGAGCUGUCCAGACUGGCAUGGACACCACCAAGACCGUCGUGACUGGCACCAAGGAUACAGUGUCCACUGGGCUCACUGGGGCAGUCAAUAUGGCCAAGGGCACCGUCCAGACUAGCCUGGACACCUCAAAGACCGUCCUGACUGGCACCAAAGAUGCAGUGUCCACUGGGGUAACAGGGGCAGCAAACAUGGCCAAGGGAGCCCUGCAAACUGGGCUCAAUACGACCCAAAACAUCGUCACAGGCACCAAGGACACCAUGUGCAGUGGGGUGACCGGUGCCAUGAACGUGGCCAAAGGAGCUGUCCAAGGAGGUCUGGACACCUCAAAGACUGUCCUCAUGGGCACCAAAGAUGCAGUGUCCACUGGGGUGACAGGGGCAGCAAACACGGCCAAGGAAACCCUGCAAACUGGGCUCAGUACAACCCAAAACAUUGUCACAGGCACCAAGGACACUGUGUGCAGCGGGGUGACCGGUGCCAUGAAUGUGGCCAAAGGAGCUGUCCAGACUGGCAUGGACACCACCAAGACUGUCCUCACGGGCACCAAAGAUGCAGUGUCCACUGGGCUCACUGGGGCAGUCAACAUGGCCAAGGGCACCGUCCAGACUGGCCUGGACACCACCAAGACCGUUGUGACUGGCACCAAGGAUACAGUGUCCACUGGGCUCACUGGGGCAGUCAACAUGGCCAAGGGCACUGUCCAGACUGGCCUGGACACCACCAAGACUGUCCUGACGGGCACCAAGGACACCGUGUGCAGUGGUGUGACUGGUGCCAUGAAUGUCGCCAAAGGAGCUGCCCACACUGGCAUGGACACAUCAAAGGCCAUCCUGACUGGCACCAAAGAUGCAGUGUCCACUGGGCUCACCGGUGCAGGGAGUGUGGCCAAAGAGGCAGUGCAAACCGUCCAGAAUUGGUUACCCGGUACCCAGGACAGUGUCUGGAGUGGACUCACCAGUUACAGAGCCCCAGGCAAUGGCAGGGAACAGGCCAUCCUGAGACCCCAGGAGGCUCUGUCCUCUGGGUUCUCCAGUGCCCCGGACACUCUCUGCGCAAGCCUGGACCUUGCCAGGGAAGCCACUGCUGUGGCAACAGGCACCCACGGGGCCCCCCUGGGCAGGGAGAAUGCAGGACAUGAAGGAGCCAUGAGCUUCGUGACUCUGCGGGACGAGCUGGGGGAGCUGGGGGAGAUCUUCUGCCCCAUGGAUGCCGGGGAGCAAGCUCAGCUUGCUGCCUCCGAACCUGGGCCAAAGGUGCUCACGGCUGACCGCGGCAGCUACUUCGUGCGUCUGGGCGACCUGGCUCCCCGCUUCCGGCAGCGGGCGUUUGAGCACGGCCUGAGCCACCUGCAGCACGGCCAGUUCCAGGCCCGGGCUGCGCUGGCCCAGCUGGAGGAGUCCUUCGAGCUGAUUGAGAAAGCCAAGCAGGCUCCAGAAGGCCAGUCACGGGCGGACCAGGGGCUGAGCAGCAGAGUGGAGGAAGGUGCUCCCCAAGAGGUGCUGGACUCCAGGGCUCUGUCCAGGGCCUGCGGCCUCAUCCAGCAGCUGCACGUGGCCUACAGCACCCUGGCCUCCAGCCUCCAGGGCCUCCCCUCUGAGCUCCAGCAGCAGGUUGGGCGGGCGCGCCACGGCCUCUGUGAGCUCUACGGCCUCGUCUCCUCGGCCAGUUCCGUGGGAGAGCUGCCGGCAGAGCGCCUGGCCCAGAGCCGCGGGGCGGUGGGCCAAGCCUGGCGGGAGCUGGAGCAGAUGCUGGAGAGUGUGCAGCACGGCCCGCCGCUCUGCUGGCUCGUGGGGCCCUUUGCCCUGCACCCCACUGGGCAGCAGCUGUAGGUCCCUCCUGCCCACAGAGCCCUCUGUAGAGCCUUCUCCCCAGCCCCAAACCAGCUCCCAACUCCCCGAAGGUCUGGACUCUGCCAGCUGGUGCUGCUUGGCACCCACGGGGGCACGGAGGGCUUUUGAGUCUGGCCAUGCCACGCACCCAGCUCUGGCCCCGCCUAUGCCGUCCACCCUUUCUUCCCAAGCACCGCCGGGCCUUCUCCUGGCCUAGGCGCCCCGGGCUGCGCAGACGGCUGACAGAGGGCCUUCCCCGGACGGUCUCAAGCAAGCCCUCCGA
Lontra canadensis (Northern American river otter) is the source of this 2735-nucleotide messenger RNA. RefSeq names its product perilipin 4 (gene PLIN4). Bases 83 to 2452 code for a protein of 789 amino acids. The transcript is spliced from 12 exons. Gene Ontology annotation, cellular component: plasma membrane. Lineage: Eukaryota; Metazoa; Chordata; Mammalia; Carnivora; Mustelidae. The record is from RefSeq and is a predicted model, not a curated record.